Molecule: messenger RNA, 5608 nt
Organism: Boleophthalmus pectinirostris (great blue-spotted mudskipper)
Lineage: Eukaryota; Metazoa; Chordata; Actinopteri; Gobiiformes; Gobiidae
Gene: fam168a
Product: family with sequence similarity 168 member A
Exons: 9
Coding region: 356-1033 (225 amino acids)
Biological process (GO): positive regulation of base-excision repair
Source: RefSeq, a predicted model, not a curated record
UAGUCUGUCUGCUGUAAGAGUCGGCCCCUCUCCUCUCUCCUUGCAUCCCUGUAUCCCUCCCUCUCACUCGCUCGCUCCCGGCAGUGCAUCCCCAUCCCCCACUCGCGGUGGCCGUCUCUUCUCAACGCUACUGGCCCAACAAAACGCUGCUGUUGGAGGCAGAGCCAGUCCGCACCGACCAAAGGCAGAGCGCACACGGACAACAGAGCAGAAAAACUCAUAAAUAAGGGACUUGUUUUGUACUAACUCUUUGGCUAAGCUCAUUUGAGUAAAGGAGUGUGUCUCUUCCUUCUGGAGCAUAGAUAAACUAUUUGCAUAUCCACUUCCACUCCUUCCUCAUUUGCAUACAGCAAGAAUGGCGAGCGGGCAUCCCACAGACAAAUUCAGUUUCAUGUAUCAACCAGACACGCACAAGAGUAAGAACAGGUUAUCUUCAGCCAUGAAUCCAGUCUACAGCCCCGUACAGCCUUCUCCAUACGGAAACCCCAAGAACAUGGCGUUCACAGGCUAUCCAGGAGGCUACCCUGCCACAGCCCCGACCUAUACGCCAAAUAUCUAUCAAACAGGCAGUCCUGGGUAUCCACCAGGAUAUACUACAGCUGGCACCCCAUACAAAGUGCCCCCCACCCAGACAAAUGGAGCACCCCCUCCAUACACCCCCACACCUACCCCCUACCCCACAGCCAUGUACCCAAUCCGCAGUGCCUACCCUCAGCAAAACAUCUAUGCACAGGGAGCGUACUACACUCAGCCUGUGUAUGCGGCGCAGCCUCAUGUCAUCCAUCACACUACUGUGGUGCAGCCCAACAGCAUCCCCUCCACAGCCCUGUACCCGGCCCCUGUCCCUGUACCCGCACCCCGCAACAACGGCAUGGCUGCCAUGGGGAUGGUCGCCGGGACAACCAUGGCCAUGAGCGCAGGGACUCUGCUAACGACACCCCAGCAUCCUCCCAUUGGAGCACACCCUGUUACUGUGCCAACCUACAGGCCCCAGGGGACACCUGGCUACAGCUACGUACCGCCUCACUGGUAGAGCCCACCGUCAUAUCUGGAGUCCACCAUUGUAUGCAACUGCUCAAAUCUUAGGCGGGGUCUCCCAGCGGAAACCACAGGAACUUCGCACCUGACGGCAAGAACAAAACUAAAGUGCAACAGCCACUUUAAUACUACUAUUAUUAUUAUUAUUGUUACGCAACAUUCUCUUAAAGGUUUUUACAAAAGCUGCUUUUUUAUUUUUUUAUUUUCUCGGUUCAUUUGCCAAUCAGUCAUUUGACUUAUUUUUAUUUUGUAUUUUAAUUUUAUUUUGGCUGUGUCCAUCUUUGGAGCUCCAGAGGGAAACUUGUGUUGGCUGCACCAUGUCUGUGUUGUGUUGGUGUGUGUGUGAUCCUGCCUCGUCCUGAGUUAGGGUGGGAAUUUACAGGCACUUACAUCUCAUCAUCUCUACAACUUUUUGUCUUAUGCUGCCAUUUGGGAAACAUCAGCAGUUUUUUUUUUCAUUUUAUGGGUAACAUUUCAGUGACAGUGCAUUGUUCUUUCAUUUCACCUUGUGUUAUUCUCCUUUUUUAUCUCAGUUGUCUUCCAGCACGUUACUGUCCUUAUUGGACAGUAUUCAUCAGUUCUUUGUCCUUUAUCCCCUUUGUAAGUGCCAUGUCGCUGUGACCAAGCAUUUACACAUCAUUUUUAUUGUCUUAUGCAUCGUACCUAUCAAAUAACAUCACAUAAUUUAUGCCACAUACUAUGCAGGCUAGUAUGUCGUUAAAAUCUUAAUCUAGCUAGCAAACGUGGAGUGUUAAGAUCGUGGUUAGCAUUACAACUGCAAAUAUUUAUAAUGACAAGCUACUUUAGAGUAUUGGUGAACGUGCUCACUUCAAAAUGCAGAUACGGAAUCGUUUAGUGGCACUUAAGGUAAAAAUGAUAAUACUUUUAAUUCUGUUUUGACGGAUGCACUCAACACACACAUGCAAUACACACAGCACAGUCUAGCUAUCGACACGUGUGCUAGACAGAGCCAGCAGCCAGGAGUUUAAAGGGAAUGGCACUGGGGGAGGAGAGGGUGGAGAGCGGGUGGAGAGGAAGAGGAGGGGAGGACAUUUUCUCUGCAUUUACUUUCAAGGUGCAAGAAGUCAUCCUCGAGAGACUGCACAGAUGCAUAGCUGUUUGCACUAUUUAUAUUGUACCUAAAUGGGGACAGUGUCAUCUCCUCUUCAUUCUUUUAUCAACUUGAGGACUUAAAGGCAAAGAUGGCUAAAAACGUGGAUGAAUCAAAAAGUUGUGUUUUUUUUACUGCAAUAAUGGCCGCUGCAAGAGCUAAAAUCAAUCUUUUUAGAAAGCCUGCAGUACAUGGCCUGAUGUCAUUUUUAUUGACAAGAGCUCAAGUGCUCAUUUAGUCACUCUAAAAAAAAAAAGCAUUUUGGUCCUGUACAUUUCAUUUGACUGAAACAACAUUAAACUCUAACUUAAUCUUUAAUGACUUCUAACCUUGCCACAUUUAAUUUUACAACCCAAUUAUUACUUUACAUAGGUUUAACAGAAGGGAGUCAGCAGUUUAACGAAAUGCUUUCUGCCAUCUGACUGAUAUGUGUUAACUAAUAGUUUUUCAGUUGUACAUUUUCUAUUUAAACAAGUUAACUUAUAUAACAAAUGCAUAACAAAGUUAAGCAAAAGUUAAUUUGAUAAACACAAUUUAGUUAAGAUUAUAGUUUACUGUAUGUUUACUAAGGUAACAUAGACACACACUCCAGUCUUUGCCCUUUAGUCCUCAUCUUGAUCUUUGUUGGGGUCAAAGCUGAGUGAGGCUUGUGGCAUUGCUUGGAUAUCAUAAAAAGAAUUAGAAUACAGAAGGAUAUUUACAAAAGCAGAGCAUUUACUGCACGGGUAUGUAGAGGAACAGUUGAUAUUGCAAUAAAAUAAGAGGGAAUGCCUCCUACUGUUAUCAAUACAGUAAUUACUUUAGCAGCAUUUUAAGUGAUUUUGAAAUGGCUUGUCAGUGUAAUCUUUUAAUAUAGAUUACAUUCUCUAUAUGCAGCCAUUCAAUGAUUAUUAAGCAAUGAGGUGUGGAACAUAUCAGAAAUUUCCGUUUGGAUAACUUUGUGAGGAAUUAUUGCACAUUUUGAAAGAUAAAAAUGCAAAAAAAUACUUAUGAACUAUAUAAUUUAAUGCUAAGUAACAGGUACCUAGGCUUUGUAGUGCAAGGGGCAUGAAUAGACAAAUUAUAUUGUAAUUACAGAUACAACACUGAGGUCGUUUGAGUCCAUAUAUUUGUACACUAUUAGUCUACUUCUUGAAAAAUAACAUUGCAAAUAAUCCGCUGAAUUAAAGCCAGGUAGUUUAUUUGCUUGUUUUCCCAAAGCCCCAAAAUAACCUUAAUUCUAAAACCGCAAGCAUCAUAGGCUUAGUUUGACCUACCAUAUGUCUGGCAGUAUUUGCAAGUUCCUUUUUUCCUUCUGGUUUAUUAAAUAUAAUGUAUCUCACUAUAGCAUUGAACUAAAAAUGCAGUAUACAGCAAGUGGUACCGUAAUGUAAUUCAAGCUACGCAUGGUCGCAUUAGUGUGGCAGCUACUGUUUGUGCUUUUAACCUCUGUUUUAAACCUUUAUUCCGCAUUUUUAUUCCCUUUCUGCGGAGGGACUUAACCAGGAGGUCUGUGAAAACUAACAUGGAAGGCUAGUGUUUGGCAUUGUGCACUACUAGUAUAUGGUCAAUUGGAUACUCAAAUCACAUUUUGAUUACUCAACAUAGUCUUUGAUUUACAAGUGAAACUUCUUAAAGUUCUUUCAAAUCUGUAUUCAAGACUUAAAAUGUUCAUUUUAGUGGUAUUUCUGAGAGGCUGAAAUGUUGGCACCUGCACUUCUGUAUGUUUACAUUGAAAGCAGAAAGUGCCCAACUACUAAGUAAAUAAGAAAAAGCCAUACAAAGAUAAACUUGACCUUACCUAGAGUCUUAAAUCUUGUGGAAUAGCUGGUAAAUUUAAAAAUAUUGACUUGGCUUUAACACUGCAGUUCACCUAGAGUUUACAGACCUUGUGGGUGUAAAUGAAUGACGGAACUGAAAUGGACAGCGCUUUCAUUGUAUCCGUGACCUCUGCUGUCCAUUGCCGUUCACACGCUUUAACGAUGUCCUUUAAAACCUUAAAGCUCCUUGCCUUUUGUUCUGUGCCAUAUUUUCACAAACUGCUGUUCGGUAUGUAUUAGUUUACUGGUGACUUGAGUCCUUGUUAUGUCUAGCUUCCUGUGAUUCUGUGUUUUCCUAUUGCUGUCCUUUCACAUAUUGUUAAAUGCAUUAUGCCUGUCUUACUUUUAUAUCCUUGGUGUCUUGUACCCUGUUUUCACUUUGUGCCACAGCUCCCUCUAGAGGCCAUUUUUGAGUCUGCGGAAAUUACCAUUGCAUCAAAUACUAGUGCCACAUUUGUCCUCUCCUACCAUCUGAUUUAACAUUUCCGAAUUUAACCAAUUGGUGUCAGUUAAUGCUGAUAAUCUACUGUAAUAUGUGGCAUUUAUAAUCUUCAGUAAGCCUAGGUAGACACUAGAUGUCACUAGAGUUGUGCUGUUUUGCAACGUACUGUUCAUAGAUUCAAACCAAAAAAGGGGGCCAACAAUCUUAUUGCUACUUGCCAGAAUUAUAAUUUGAGCACUGAGAAGUUCGGGCUAGUCCCUCAAAAUGCCAUUUGAACAAUACAUGGAUUACUGAAAUGCUGAAUUGAUAAUAUUAGAAAUGUGUGGACCAAUGCCUCAUAUUUGACAAAUAAAUAGGGGCCUUUAUUUUUCCUCACCUUUUGGUUACUUCAAUUUGCACUUAACAUAGAAAUUAAAUUGGAAUUCUUAUGUGCUUAAGAAAAAAAGUCUUAAUCACUGUCUUUUUACUUUCUUAACACUCAUCACUCUGCACUCUGACAUUUUAAAGUGUUUAAAUAUUGCUUUUAACUGGCAUUUAGUACAUUUCUAUUAUUGUUGUACGCCUUUUAACUUUGAUAGUAAAAGGUGGGCGGAACAAUUCACCUCUUCUCUCUCCUCGCAUUUGCCUUGCUUUUAGAGGUCUUUAUUUCCUUAAGCAUAGAUGAAAACACUACUAUUCCCAUCAAUAGUAGAAGUCGCUUAAAAUGUCUUUGGUGUUCUGCUGCAGCUUUUUGAUUUGUCAGAUAUGUCAUAGUUUGAUUUGACACUAAAUGUGAUGCAAAAAGUGGAAAUUCCUUGUCUUCCGAAAAAAAAAAGAAAAAAGAGAAUCAUACUUGCAUCCUCAAAUAGGAGUGAGUAUUAGGAACACCCCAUCUUUGGAAGUUUUCGUUUGGUACCCAGUUUGCACAUGCUAUGGUAUUCCUGUUACCGUAAGGUUGUGUUGAAACUGAUGCCCAACGUGUCUUUAACGUUGAGAGAAGUGAAUUGUAUGUUAGCUAUUAGGUCCGGAGUGAAGGACCAACGUCAGGCUUGUGAUAUGAAGUGUAAAUCUGUUUUUAUUUUUUGUUUUGUUUUUUUUUAAUGUUUUUUUGUUGUUAAGGAUUUUUUUUUAAAGAUCAGUUAGUGAUCUUAGUACUAUAACUAAGCCAAGUUUGUAAUUGUAUAUUUACUGUAAAAUGUAGAACAUUGAAUAACUAUUAAAAUUUUCCUAUAAAAGGAA